This is a messenger RNA of Rhipicephalus sanguineus (brown dog tick), 2124 nucleotides long. RefSeq names its product D site-binding protein. Gene Ontology annotation, molecular function: DNA-binding transcription factor activity, RNA polymerase II-specific; RNA polymerase II cis-regulatory region sequence-specific DNA binding. The transcript is spliced from 5 exons. Gene Ontology annotation, biological process: DNA-templated transcription; regulation of transcription by RNA polymerase II. The record is from RefSeq and is a predicted model, not a curated record. Bases 221 to 1204 code for a protein of 327 amino acids. Lineage: Eukaryota; Metazoa; Arthropoda; Arachnida; Ixodida; Ixodidae.
GCAGACGCGCAUAAAAGCGGACAACGUGCGCUCCGCGCGUCAUUUUGCCGCCCGUUGGUGUCCUAAGUGCGUGAAGCCAGCGGUCGCUUCGUGCUGCAACAAGUGCGCCAAAGUGACUGAUUGCUCGCGCUUGGCGCUCAACCCCUUCGGCACAAAGCUUCAGUUCGCAACGGAUUCAGAAGUGUUGCAGCCCAUCCUAGCUGGCGACCCAAACACUACAAUGCUCAGUUCUUGGUCUGUGACUGGGAUGGCUAAGAACCACCACUGCAUCAGUGUCGUCUACAGGGAUACCACGCAGGCCGACUACGACGCCUCGGGCGAUGCCAUCAACCGCUCAUCAUCCAGGCACGCCAGCACAGGCAGCAAUCAUCUUGACACAGGUGAUGCCUCGUUUUUCUUCGAUGACCUAGCAAAGCCAUAUGUGGAGAGCAGCAACCUCAAGGAGUCUGCUCAGCCACCCUUUGUACCCCUGGAUGACGCAUUUCUAUUCGAUCUUUCUCACUUCGAAACCUUGCCGGUAGACCUGAACUCCCCGACGCGGAUGUACAACGGUCUGGCUCAGGACAAAGUGCUCACGUCCCUUGACAAGCCCACCGCUGAGACUGGCCUUCCGGGCCAAGCGUUCUCCCCAGCCUCAAUCGAAAUGUGGGAGCAGAACGAGACCUUCCAGGACCUGUCGGAACUGAUACAGGAGGGAAAGGCCCCAGCUGUUCUGCCACCUGCAUCAAGCCAGUCCUGCUACACCCUGCCAUCAUCUGUCCCGAGCCACCAAAUUUCGAGCACCAGCAGUGGCACGGUGUCGGCUGCUCCUUCCAGGAGCUGCAACAGCAGUCCCAGUACAACGAGCCAGACAACAUGGCAGCUUCAGCCGCCACCAGCAUCAACGGCUACCACCACCACAGCAGUGUCCGUAAAGCGACCGCUUAGUCCAGUCAGUGAGCCGGGCCCUUCUCAUGCGAGUGGGCGCUGCUCUCCCAAGCUGCAGAAACUUGAGGAGCCGCCGCGAUACACUGACAUGCGGGUCAAGAACAACAUUGCAUCCCGGCGGUCGCGGAUGACUCGCAAGGAGAAGGAGCUCGAGAUGGAGAAGCGGGCAUCCGAGCUUGAGCAGGAGAACGAGCUCCUGAGGAUCAAGGUCAAGAAUCUGGAAGAGCUGACAGACAGGCUCAAAAAGCACCUCAUCAGCUCCAUUGUCAAGAAAUGAGUGCUGGACACUCGUUUGUUCACUUCUCCAUAUCGUGCUUGUCCACGUGGACUGCUGGACAAGUCGCAUUGUGUUCUUUGCGUCCUUUCGUAGGCGGCAUAUGUUUUUUUUUUUCUUUUUGUCUGCCGCCAUCUUAAGCUCAUGCCAUCCCUGCUGUCAUUUUCAUCUCUAACUGCCCCAAAAAUGUUGAACUGGGUGUACUUCAGCCAAUACCAAUGUGGCGGUCUUCUAGGGGAGUAAUAUGUCAGUGUUAAUCAAACUUCUCGCAUAGUUCAUUGACUCUCAAGUUUCGAUGUGGGUUCGACACCUCGUUGUAGAGGCCACAUUUCAAUAGUGGCAUAAGUUAAGCCUGCGUACUUAGAUGCAUGUUAUUGAAUCCUGUGAGAAUCCGGUAAAGACCAGUGAGGAAUCCCAAGUUCCACUAUACAUGUGCCUUACAAUGAUAAUAACAAAAAGGGAGGAAUGUCUGUUGGACACAACUAUGCAAGAUUAACAGUUUGUGGCACGUAGAACCCCAGAACUAAAUUUGUUUAUCUUUACCACAUCCUGAUUUUCAAAUUGUAAAAGUCACUGCAAAACAUGCAUUGAAUAAUAUAUUCUGUAGUGCCAAAAAUCUUUGUGUAUCUUGCAUGUCAUGAGAGUAUUGGUGCAGAAUGUUUGAAUGCAAUGAACCAUUGUUUCCAUUGCCAUCACAUUAAGGAGAAAAAGCUGCCAAUUGUGCCUACUGCUUUUCUGGUUCUUACUUUCUGCCCCCCUCCACCCCCUUCAAUAUUUAAUGGCUCAUGAAGUGCAGCUCUCUGCAUUCUUCAUCUAUUCCCAGUGCACAUGGUUUGUACAUAUCUCAUUGCCAAAGUUUGAGUUGGGUGUGUGUCUGUGUGUGUGUAGUACAGACUGCUGGGCAGCUGUGUGUGAUUUAAAAG